AUGAAUUCCUCAUGGCUUAAUUUAACAGAUCAAUCAUUAUCGAAUGAAAACGAAUUUAAUUUCAAAUCAACAUCAGAAGAAGGCGAACGUUUCGCUCGUGAAGAUCCAUUAGUGCCAUUUUCAAAUUCAGCUCUUGCUGAUGUAACAACACAUACUGAUCAUCUGUGGUCAUCGAACGAAAAGAUAAUAGAAAGUCCAGGGUUUUCAACAACAACAUAUUUUAUGGCAAAAUCAUCGACACCCGAUGAAAUGUUAAAUGCUUUAUUUCCAAAUGUACUUAGCAAAAACAAUAAAUCAACGGGCGUGCUAAGCCUUCGACGUCAGGACGAUUCACCGUUCAACGAACGAUGUAACACUGUUGUCAAAAAACCAAAAUUUAUGGGUCAUGCGGUGAAACAGUCUAAAUCCGAGAUCAGUCGAUCUCUGUUCGAUAAGCAAGAAACAUGUGCUGAUACAAAAGCAUCAACAAUUGCCACAGCAUCUGAAUUGUUCGAAUCAAAACAAACACAACAUCAUAGUUUUGAUUUAUCGGACAGUUUAUCAAUUUUAUCCAUUCAUGAUAAUAAACAAGAAUGUGAUAUUUCCACGGUUAAUACAGAAACUCAAACUUCAAUAAUAUCACCACCAACACGAUUAUUGGCUACCAAAACUCCUUCACAUGUAUCAUCAUCAGCCUAUUCUUAUCAAUCGAUCGUUUCGCCUCCACAACCACUACAAAAUCAAGCUUGGCCAGUUACAACCUCUUCUCAUUCUCAACAAUCGCCUGUUUUUUAUCCAAUUGUGACUUAUCAGGCAAUGUACGGUUAUCCACCCAAUCCUACUCCAUCCCAUCUGGAAUGUCUACCACCACCACCAGUGCUGUUGUUUAGUGAUAAUAAUAACAGAUUGCGUACACGUUCUACGAGUAGUACAAUGAUCGCAAGUUGUACGGUCACUGUUUACACAUGGGAUAUCGUUGUUGAUGAUAAAAACAUUGAACCACCGACUGACUCACCAUUUGUAUUAAAAGACUCAAAAUACUCCGUAUUACCUGGUGAUUGUAUACAAGCAAAAAUUCUGUUUACGCCAAAAAUUGUUGGUAAUUAUUUAGCAAAAUUAUACGUUCGUUGUAAUAUGUGUACAUCGCCAAAUACAUCCAGUGUUGUCACUGUUGUGGGUGUUUGUCAUGCAGUUAAACUAGAAAAUCAAUCGGAAGAAAACUGUGGUGAAUUUAGCUUUACGUCAAAUAGUGUUGAGAAUGAACAACAACUUACACUUGAAAGUCAAGAUGAAGAACAAUUAAUUAAUAUUGUAUGUCGUUCAAGACCAUUGACUUCCAAUAAAAGUUGUCGAUUAAAAGCUGAAAUACAAAUAAUUCUCGAUGAAGAAUAUCAACCAACAAUUUUAGAAAAACUGAAAUUGCUUGGUUUUGUUGGUCGUGCUGAAUUAGAACUUGUAUCAAAGCAGCCGUGUAAAUUAUUCGUGUCAUCAUCCAUGACUGGUGAAUUUAAUUUGGUCGUAGCGAAUGUUGGUAAUUUAGCCGGUUCAUUUGAUUUUAUGUUUCCAAAAGAUGUUAUGCAUAUGUUCGAAAUUCAACCAGACAGUUGUCUGUUACAACCAUCACAAACUAAAACUUUACUCAUCAAAUAUCAUCCACGAACUAAAUCAUCAUCCUUCACAACAUCGUUAAUUUCAACAAUGAAACCAUUUUGUAAUAAAAAAUCAUUUCCAAUUUAUAUUCAGUUUGAACCGACAAUGUCUGCCGUACCAGUAUUAUUACAAAAUAAUAAUGUAAUCAAUAAUAUCGUUGAUUCUGAUGGGUCUAACGAUAGUUUAACAUGUUCACACGUAUCUGGUACUUCAUCAAUCUCACAAAGUGAUGGUGAUUUAACAUCGACAAGUUCAACACAUCGACAAUUAGAUGCUAUUUUAGAUACGACUAAUCAACUUGGUAUUGAACAAAAUGUACUUAAUUUUGGUACCGUUCAAUUUAAUUCUCUAAAUACGAAAAGUUUAAAAUUAACAAUCAAAAAUUAUAGUAGAACAGACGGAUGUGAAGUUGAUAUAACCGAACCCCAUGCACCAUUCUAUAUUAGCGUUCGUCGUGCUUCAAUAAGAGAAAAAUCAUUUGUUAAAUUGACAUGUAAAUUUCGUCCAAAAAAAGUUGGUAUGUUUAAUGAAAAUGUAAUAUUGACAAUUGAAAAACGAGCAAAUUUUAAAACUACUAUUACCCUAUGUGGACGAUGUGUAGAUAAUGGAGAAGAAUUAGAAAAUAUUGAAAAUGAGGUACGUAACAUGUAA
Messenger RNA from Didymodactylos carnosus, 2280 nucleotides. NCBI's taxonomy places the organism in Eukaryota, Metazoa, Rotifera, Eurotatoria, Philodinida, Philodinidae. The record is from the annotation of a GenBank genome assembly.